AUGGCUUUUCUACAUUCUCAUUCAAGCGAGUGUGUUAAGUCAGAAUUGGACUUAUUUACUAUACCACCAACACAAACGAGCAUCGAAUAUUCAGAAUGGACGCAUUACAAUUCAGUUUCUUCAAUAACAGACGACUCACCUAUUGAAUUUGUUAUACCGGGGCACGGUGAUGAAUACAUCGAUUUACCUCAUACAAUGUUAAAGGUACGAGCACAAAUUAUUGCUGCUGACAAUACUUACGCAGCGGACGAUAAAGUUGGUCCUAUAAAUAAUUUAUUACACUCAAUGUUUAAUCAGAUUGAUGUAUUUUUCAAUCAAAAAUUAAUUUCACCGCCUAAUAAUGCUUAUGCUUAUAGAGCAUACAUUGAAACAUUAUUAAAUUAUAGUAGUGAUGCUAAGAAUUCACAUUUAGGUUUAACAUUGUGGUCUAAUGAUACAAGUGGUGCCUUUGAUCAUCCUGUAGGUGGUAUAGGUGAAAAUGACAACAAAGUUACUAACGACGGACUAGAAGAACGUGCGGGAAUUACCAGAAACGGCGCGAAAUUUGAUUUACUCGGGCAUCUACAUUGUAAUAUUUUUAAUCAAGAUAAAUUUUUAUUAAACGGCGUAGAAAUGCGCUUACGUUUAGUACAUUCAAAAGAUUCAUUUCGUCUUAUGGACAAUACAAAUACACCGAUACUAUUCAAUUUCUAA
Messenger RNA from Microplitis mediator, 693 nucleotides. RefSeq lists its product as uncharacterized. Gene Ontology annotation, cellular component: cytosol. Gene Ontology annotation, molecular function: ribonucleoside-diphosphate reductase activity, thioredoxin disulfide as acceptor. Lineage: Eukaryota; Metazoa; Arthropoda; Insecta; Hymenoptera; Braconidae. Bases 1 to 693 code for a protein of 230 amino acids. The record is from RefSeq and is a predicted model, not a curated record. The transcript has a single exon. Gene Ontology annotation, biological process: deoxyribonucleotide biosynthetic process.